Molecule: messenger RNA, 516 nt
Organism: Exophiala bonariae
Lineage: Eukaryota; Fungi; Ascomycota; Eurotiomycetes; Chaetothyriales; Herpotrichiellaceae
Exons: 1
Coding region: 1-516 (171 amino acids)
Source: RefSeq, a predicted model, not a curated record
AUGCCUAUCUAUCUAAGCAUGCAAAGAGUGCGCUUCUCCAGUCCGGACGCCUACGAGAAAUUCAAAGUCCUCUUCGCCGACACCCGUCACCAUCUGAUGAAGCUUCCAGGCUUCCUCCAUCUGACCUGGUGGGAGCACCCAGACGACCGGAGCUGGUACAACGAAUGCAGCUUCUGGACGAGCCGUGGCGCAUUAUAUGAUUGGCACAAGGACACUUACCACAAGUUUUGCAAGACGUGGGCCGCCAAUGGUGCCAUCAUGGAGGAUAUCAUCACCAACUUUGAGCUCGUCGGCACCCGGCUGCUGCGAGUGUGCCCCGUGUGCAACGAGGUGCAGGAUAAAAAGUAUGAGCUCGCCCAAGAGCAGGCUGUCUUGGCUGAGCAGUGUCCCAAGUGCGGGUUUCAUUUUCCAGUACUGGGAGAAAUGCCCUCAAGCUUUGCCGUUUUCAAGGAUGCAGUUGUCGGUGAGAAAGAGGGUGAUAGCGGCGAAAAGGCGGGAGAGCCAGCAGCAUCCUGA